AAAAGAAUGUUCCUUCUCAAUGACACCCAGUUCCACCUCGUCUCCUUCUUGUUGCUGGGGAUUCCAGGGAUGGAAACAUUGCAUGUCUGGAUUGGCUUUCCUUUUUGUGCUGUGUACAUGAUUGCCCUCAUGGGGAACUUCACUAUCCUGUUUGUGAUCUGGGUUGAGAGCAGCCUACACCAGCCUAUGUUUUACUUCCUGGCCAUGUUGGCUGCUAUUGAUUUGGGUCUGUCCACAGCUACCAUCCCCAAGAUGCUCGGGAUCUUCUGGUUCAACCUCAGAGAGAUCAUCUUUGAAGCCUGCCUCAUGCAGAUGUUUUUCAUUCACAGCUUCACACUUAUGGAGUCAGCAGUCUUGUUGGCAAUGGCUUAUGAUCGCUAUGUGGCCAUCUGCGAUCCGCUUCGAUACAGCACCGUCCUCACCAACAAGAUUGUCUCUGUGAUUGGUGUUGGUGUGUUAGUGAGGGCAUUUAUUUUUGUGAUUCCAUUUGUGUUUCUUAUUUUGCGACUGCCCUUCUGUGGGAAUCAUGUCAUUCCCCAUACCUACUGUGAACACAUGGGUCUGGCUCGUCUGUCUUGUGCCAGCAUCAAGAUCAAUAUUAUUUAUGGCUUAUGUGCAAUUUGUAAUCUAGUAUUUGACAUCAUAGCCAUUGCCCUUUCUUAUGUUCAGAUACUCCGUGCCGUUUUCCGUCUUCCUUCCCGUGAAGCCCGACUCAAGUCCCUCAGCACAUGUGGUUCUCAUGUUUGUGUAAUUCUUGCCUUCUAUACACCAGCCCUCUUUUCCUUUAUGACACAUCGCUUUGGCCAUAACGUCCCCCGCUAUAUCCACAUACUCCUGGCCAAUCUUUAUGUCGUGGUGCCACCAAUGCUCAACCCUGUCAUCUACGGAGUCAGAACCAAACAGAUUUAUGACCGUGUGAAGAAAAUAAUAUUAAAGAAACAAGGAAAGGAAAAAUAAUGACACCUAAUGCAUGUGUGGUUCAAUAUGAAAUUUCAUGAAACUUGAAUUAGAGAAAUUCCUUCUCACAAAAAUUAUGUUAAAAUAUAUAUCUAUAUUGGCUCUGUUCAGUAAGUAUUUAAAUGCAUUUCAUUUCCACCUGCUUUUCAGACCACUUCUCAAUAUCCAUUGCUGCAAACUCUUCGUCCCUUAAAAUUUCAUUUAGCAGGUCAUGUCAUUUUCUCUAUUCAUUUCAAUAUCUGAUUGAUAUUCAUAUAUCACAAGUUUUGAAUGCAUCCA
This is a messenger RNA of Herpailurus yagouaroundi (jaguarundi), 1236 nucleotides long. Its product is annotated as olfactory receptor 52E2. The record is from RefSeq and is a predicted model, not a curated record. Bases 7 to 957 code for a protein of 316 amino acids. NCBI's taxonomy places the organism in Eukaryota, Metazoa, Chordata, Mammalia, Carnivora, Felidae. Gene Ontology annotation, molecular function: olfactory receptor activity; G protein-coupled receptor activity. Gene Ontology annotation, cellular component: plasma membrane. Gene Ontology annotation, biological process: G protein-coupled receptor signaling pathway. The transcript has a single exon.